AUGACACUCUACUAUGCUAUUGUAUUUGCUAUCCUCGCCAUCGAGGUCUUUAUCUUCUUCCUUCUCAUGCUUCCACUACCUCUGCAGUGGCAAAAGAGUGUAUUUCACUGGCUGGCCACAUCACCGACGGUUGCCCAUGCACACUACAUUAUGAGAAUUAUCUUUGGAUUCAUUUUUGUUCUCUUCUUGGAUUCUGUUAACCGGUUAAAGACAAUCAGUGAUACAGUAACAAAUGAAGAAGAAGGAGGUUCUCCUAUUGCUGUCCAUGACAUUCGUGCCGAAGCCAGUAUCGCAGCCAAGAAAUUUUAUGCACAAAGAAAUAUGUAUCUUACAGGCUUCAGUUUACUAUUGCUUAUUAUCCUCAACCGUGUUUAUACCAUGACUCUUGAAAAUAUGAGAUUGGAAGAAAAGGUUAACCGUCUAGAAGAGAUUACUCCUGAUGCUGCCUUGAGACACGUAGACAAGGCUGUCGAUGACGCUACACCAGGCAAGAUGGACUCAAAAUUGGUCGCAGUCAAUGAAGAUGAGAAGAUCGCUGCAGGUACAUCAGACCCCAAGCUUGUGGCCGUUAACAAGAAGAGAGCAUAA
Phycomyces blakesleeanus NRRL 1555(-) is the source of this 588-nucleotide messenger RNA. RefSeq lists its product as hypothetical. Bases 1 to 588 code for a protein of 195 amino acids. The record is from RefSeq and is a predicted model, not a curated record. The transcript is spliced from 9 exons. NCBI's taxonomy places the organism in Eukaryota, Fungi, Mucoromycota, Mucoromycetes, Mucorales, Phycomycetaceae. Gene Ontology annotation, cellular component: endoplasmic reticulum membrane; endoplasmic reticulum. Gene Ontology annotation, biological process: intracellular protein transport; endoplasmic reticulum to Golgi vesicle-mediated transport.